GCAGAUCGAACCCUCUCGUCGGCAUUUCGCCGAGCACACGGCAUGCUGUCGCUCAGGCGCAUUCUCCGCCUACCCGUGCCCUCCUCCUGCGGCCCCCGCCGCCUCCUCUCAUCCCACCGCCGCGCUCCAGCGCACCCGGCCGCGGCCACCGGGGACGACGAGUGGAACGACGCGUGGGAGACCGCAUGGCUCCCGGGCGACUCCCCCGCCUCCUCGCCGGCACCCGCCGCGCCGUGGGAGUCCCCCACCUCGGAAGCCGUCGCGGCCACCGUCCCGGCCAUAUCCGCCGAGGUGGACCCUGACACGAAGGCCUUCGUCGCCGACAUGGACGAGCGCUGGGCCGAGCGCCGCGCCGCGACGAGGCGGCCGCGCGCUCCUCCUCGCCCCACGGCCGCCGAGGGAGGGGGCGGCGCCGGGGCGAAGAAGGCAGGGGCGGACGAGUACAGGACAAGGAAGCAGCGCGUGCACGCUGCGCUUUGGGUGAAGGAGAUCGACAAGAUGGAGGAGGCGCGCCUUGGCGGCGGCGGUGGUGGCCGCGGCGCAGCAGACGACAUCGACCGGCUUCUUGACUCGUGCUCAGAGAUCUUUGAUUCCGGCAACGCUGAUUUUGGCAAUUCGAAGAUUCCAAGCACUGGUGAGAUUAAAACCAAGCCGGAUGGUUGGGAAACUACCUCGAGGGGUCAGGACGGUAACAUAUGGGAGAUCUCACAGCGUGAGGAGGACAUCCUUCUCCAAGAAUUUGAGAGGCGCAUUGCUUUCAGCAAACAGCAGAUUGCUAGCUUCAUCAAAACUCACAUAUUUAGUCGAAGACGGCCUAUCGACGGGUGGAAGUACAUGAUUGAAGAAAUCGGCCCCAACGCAAGGAAAGGGAAGGGGAGCGUACAGAGACUGCCAAGUGUGACUGAUCCGGCUACGCAGCCGUUCAGGGAGGAGUCGCCUGCAAUUGCCUCUGCUGGUUCCUCCUCUCCUCCCCCCUUCAGAGGAAACCGACAUUACUGAUGUUCAGUAUGUGUGCUAUCUCCUGCCCAUUUUCAUCGGUAUGGUGGCACACAUCCAGCCUUUGUGGUUCCAAAAGUGCACUGGUAGGUAGAUUCCUUGUGGAGAAACUUUGUGUAUUUUCUGGGUCAGAUAUGCUUACACUGCUUUUGAAAUGCAUUGUUUUUGCGAACGUCUA
Molecule: messenger RNA, 1174 nt
Organism: Triticum dicoccoides
Lineage: Eukaryota; Viridiplantae; Streptophyta; Magnoliopsida; Poales; Poaceae
Product: protein GAMETE CELL DEFECTIVE 1, mitochondrial-like
Exons: 3
Coding region: 43-999 (318 amino acids)
Source: RefSeq, a predicted model, not a curated record